AUGAUGGGGAACAAGACAAGCCGCCAGAAGCGCAACGGCCACGGCAAGCGCCACUUGACCGACUCCAAUCUUCAACAUGUCAACGUGUCAGACACGGGAAGGAUGCCCUCAGACAGUCGUGUGAAGCUUGCAGCCUCGGAAGGGUGCAGCGCAAUGCGCCAUGGCAUACAACCAGUUGACAGGCAAAGCAGAGAAGCGUCCUCAGGGGUUGGUAUAUACCUUAUAGUUGAGCUUUGGUUUCCCGUUGGCGCGCUUCCUUUAGGUUGCGAGUUACCAGUUCGUCGCGGGGCACGAGAACGUGAGAGAUGUCGCUGGCCGUACAAUGAAGCGCACUGGUCCAUCUGCCCCUCCAAAAGUCCAGGGCAAGAGACCAGUGGAGUUUAUCUUUAUUUUUUGAUUUUCGCAAGGUCAUCGGCGGGGUGGUGUCUUCUGAUUGGCCCCUUGCCGCGGGAGACUACGCUGGGCCAAGCGCCAACCGCUCGGCACGAGGUCGGAUCGGACCCGAGAAUCACGUCUCUGAACUCUAGGCGAACCUUCCCAAACCUCGAUCUACCGCAUUCCAUUUCCUGCUUGCGACCUGCCCUGACACCUGGCGCCCCGACCGAAGCGGUCCCGCGAUAUCGAGAGCUUCGAGAAGCCACACGUGUGACCCGCGCACGGCAGCGGAACGAGACGAUGGCCGUCGAAACAGAUCAGAAUGCCUCUGCGCACAUCGGAGAGGCCGUAGUUGCCUUUGCGCUCGAGGGGCGCUUCCCCGACGAGCAGGUGUCAUCGCUGUCGCUGUCCUCUUCGGAUUUGUCGCCUGCGAUUGAUGCGCUGGAACGGGCCAAGGGUGAUUUGGAGUCUGAAAUCCACACGAUCAACGAAGAGACCAAGGGCGACGUCAGCUCGUGGGUGCACAAUGCGAAAACACUACAGGAAGACAUCUUGCGAUCCAAGAGGCUGGCCGACGACAUUGUCCGACAAUCGGAAGCGCCGCAGGUUUCGGGAAAGGCUAUACAAGAUGCGAAGGACCACAUACAGUUUCUUGAGAAGGAGGUGCUAUACACGAACCAGCUGCACGACGCCCUCAGGGGCAUCCAGCAUGUCAACGAGCUUUUGGGGGAGGUCGAGCAGGCGAUGAACGAGCGGCGCAUCAUCGAAUCGCUCCGGUGGCUGGAGAAAUCUUGGACAGAGCUCGAUGCCGUCCCGGUCAACAAGAAGGCAUGCCGGAUCAUGAGGCUCCUUGACGUAAGGGCUUUCGAGCUAAAGUCACAUGUUCACGACGUCUUCGACCACGUUUGGGCAUCGCUUGUUCACACGGAUCUCGAAGCCGGCUCCCUGGCAAUUUACAACAAGUUGGAUGACGAGCAAAUGACGCUAUCGGAAGCCAUCAUUGGUCUCCAGGCCUACAAAGAGGUUGAAGACCGCAUGUCCAAGCUGUGGCACGAUGUCGACAAGGCCAUUGUGUUUCCGCGCAUGGACACGCAAGCUUCAUCGCUGCCUUCCAUCCGCGAGACUGAGAACGUUGUGGAAUUGAAUGGUCAAGCUGGCAGAUCAAUCGACGAGCUAUUCACGGAUCUCCAAAAGGUGGUUGAGUUCCUGGCCAAGAGACUGACACCGGACCUCCUCAUGUUCUUCAGCCCCAUCAUGAUGAGCGACCUGGUCCCGAGGCUCAUCUCAGUCUGGCUCGACUCAGAAGUGCCCUCAAAUCUCAAGGAUCUCGGGAGGUUCCAGGCUGUCAUCGAAUCUGCACGGCGCUUUUGCGAGGUCCUUGAAGACAACGGAUUCACUGGGUUUACGGAGCUCAAGGAAUGGGUUGGCAGUGCGCCGUCAAUAUGGCUUGCAAAGUGCAGAGAAACAGCCCUUGAUUCGGUCAGGGUGCAGAUGUCAAACGGUCUCGGCGCCACAAAGCAAGUCGAAAAGGUGGAAAAGCAAAUGGUGUCUCGGUCCGAAGGCAAGGAGUUGACGGCGAACGGUGUAGCCGGUACCGUCGCAGAAGAUGACUGGGGCGCGGAAUGGGGAGUCGACGAUGACGAGGAACCGGAAGCCAAAGGCGACACACAAGAGGAAGACGACGGUGCUGAUGCCUGGGGAUGGAACGAUGAGGAGCAAACUACAGAGACCGCCCAAGAGGAGACCGCGCGGGUUGAGGAAAAGACGGCAGACGAUGAGGACGACGCAGCCGACGCGUGGGGUUGGGGGGAUGAUGAUGCGACAGAGCCAACGGAGCCAGAACCGAAGCCUCAAGCAGCAAAGACGCAGACGAAAAAACACAAGACGGUAUCUGCUGAGCCAGAUGAGAGCAGGGAGAUGGUUCUCAAGGAGACGUACCACAUCUCCUCCAUGCCGGAGCCGGUGCUGGAGCUUAUACUGGGCCUCCUCGAAGACGGCGCGGCUCUGACACAGCCCGAGUACGAAAACAGUCCAGUGGCAGCCGCCGCGCCGGGCCUCUUCAGUUUGCCGACAUUCGCAUUAGCCAUGUUUCGAGCAGUGUCGCCGCACUACUACUCACUCGACAUUGGCGGGAACAUGUUCCUCUACAACGAUGCCAUGUAUUUGUCUGAGAAGCUGGCUGAUUUGGCAUCAACGUGGAAGUCACGCGGGGAUCUCACCACACGCGCCCAGAACAUGCUGCGCAUAGACAACGACAUCAAGAGCCUGCAGAACUUUGCGACGCGCGCAUACACUAACGAGCUGGGGUUGCAGAAAACGGUGCUGCGAGAUCUGCUAGGAGGCGAUCAAAGUCUCAUGCAGCAGGAUGAACUGGACAGUUGCGUGGACUCGGCACUAGCGCGGGUCAGAUCCAUGGCGGUGACAUGGGAAUCGAUUCUCGCACGCUCGGUGUGGUACCAGGCGGUGGGGUCGCUUCUGGAUGGGCUGUCGUCCAAGAUUAUCGGGGAUGUCAUGGACGCGUCGUCCAUCGGACAGGACGACGCGUACGGGAUCGCGAAGCUCAUUGCAAAGGUCACGGAGCUCGACGACCUCUUUCUGCCGUCGCGGACCACGAGUGCGAGCACGGGGGCGGCGGCAGCAGACGAAAUUCCGACAACGGCGCAGUACGCGGCCACGUGGCUCCGUCUCAAGUACCUGAGCGAGGUGCUCCAGUCCAACCUCAAUGAGGUCAAGUACCUCUGGUGCGACAGCGAGCUCAGCCUGUACUUUUCGGCGGACGAGGUCGUGGACCUCAUUGAGGCUAGCUUCGACGCUAACCCGCGGAUGAGGGAGACCAUCCGGGCGAUUCGGGAGACCCCCAGCCCCGUGCACGGCUAA
Messenger RNA from Colletotrichum paranaense, 3252 nucleotides. Its product is annotated as is centromere binding protein at prophase. The coding region runs from base 1 to 3252 and encodes 1083 amino acids. The transcript has 11 exons. Gene Ontology annotation, cellular component: RZZ complex. The record is from RefSeq and is a predicted model, not a curated record. Gene Ontology annotation, biological process: mitotic spindle assembly checkpoint signaling; endoplasmic reticulum to Golgi vesicle-mediated transport. NCBI's taxonomy places the organism in Eukaryota, Fungi, Ascomycota, Sordariomycetes, Glomerellales, Glomerellaceae.